AUGGUCGACUUUUUUAAUGCGGAUUCCGACUUUAAUCUCGGUGGAGGUGAUGCGGCUACCGAGGCUGCGUUACAGCAGAUGCUACAACAACUCGGACUCGAUCUGAGAACCGCCAUGACUGGACAACACGCCAAGAUACGCGACUUCCUGACCAGCAUGAAGGAUCCAAGCCCUUCCAAGCAACUUUCCUCACUCAGCGAACUGUGCGAGAUGCUGUCGAUGGGUGCUGACGACACGGUGUCAAACACACUAGCUCGGGAGAUGGUCCCGGUAUUGGUGGAGCUUCUGAAUACCGGGGCGAAUGAUGAGAUCAUGAUCACGGCGUGUAGAGCAUUGGUGUAUUUAAUGGAGAUCAUGCCAUCGUCUUCAGACGUCGUUGUUUCAGAGGGUGCUGUGCCGGUGCUUUGCGCUAAGCUGAUGGUCAUUGAGAUUAUUGAUCUGGCCGAAGAGGCCUUGUUGGCGAUAGAGAAGCUGUCCAGGCGGAAUGGAGAUGCGCUGCUUGAAGGAGGUGGCCUGGCUGCUGUGUUGACGUAUCUCGACUUCUUUGCGACUGCGUCGCAGCGGUCCGCACUAACAUCAGCCUCCAACAUGUGUGCGGAAGCCACCAAUACAAAGGAGUGCUACGAAUCUGUGUUGCCAGUCAUGGGCACCCUCAGACAUUUGGUGGCAAGCGGCGAUGCUAAGAUGGCCGAGAGAGCCUGUGCGUGCUGCAUGAAUCUGGUGGAUGUCUUCCAGGGCGAUGCCACCAAGUUGGAGACAAUUGCUGGGUCGGAUCUGGUACCUAACUUGCUGACAAACAUCGGCCAUACGCAAGAGUCUGCGGCUGUGCUCACGACAGUCAUCCUCACACUGGCACAGCUAUGCAACGGAAGCCCAAAGCUUGCCGCGGCCUGUUUCGCACAGAAUGUUCCCGAUCUCGUAUACAACUUCGUUGUGGAGGAGCAUCACAGUGUGAAAGCAGAGACAAGCACAGACAGCCCAUUGAUAGCACACAAGGGCAAUGCACUCGCCCACGUGCCCACCACAACAGGAGUGGUGCUGAAACACCAGCCACCCAAGCAGGUGCAAGAGUUCUUCACGUUGAUGUGCCACAUGUUACCCCGAUUGCCCCAUACGGAUUUGUAUCGCAGUCUCGGCUCAGAGGGGUGCAAAGGCGGACACGCGAAAGGAGAUGUGAAGGCAAACGUCGACUAUAGAGCACUGGCUCGACAAUGGAUCCCCGUGCUUGUUGAGGUACACGUCUCCAUGUUCAAUCUCGCACUACAAGAGUCCUGCUUGUCGUUGCUGCUCAAGAUACUAGUCUGUGUAUGUGAAGAAGACAAGAAAGGCGCACACCACACUCAGGCCGAACAAGAUGAACUAUCCGCUUGUUUAUCAGAGCUCACGGCGUCGUUCAUAGCCUCAUUACUGAAGACGUCGCGUGCGUCGCCCAUAAUGUUCGGCAUCGCCAUGGCAACCACGCUGCUCAAGCGGGUGCCCAACGUGUACAUGGCAGCCUUCCUACGCGAGGGCGUGGCGCAUGAAAUGCAGCGUCUUAAAGUGGCCGAAAGUGCCAAGGAAUCGAAGCACAAGAGCGGUGACCACGGCUCGUCCAGCAAGACUUCGGGUGUGAAAAAACGGGCCAGUGUAGAGGGCAGUGACAAGCAGCGCAAGUGGAUCAAACGGUACGCCGGCGAGUUCAUGGCUGUGCUGCAGGCCGAUUCGUCGGCAUCGUCACUUCUGUCGGAGCAAUCGGCGACCAAUGCCGCGCUUGCUACCCUGGUGGAUGCACUAAACAACGCAAAGAACGGUGACUCCCAGGGCCUGCGACUGCUGCGUGAUAUCAUCACCACACAGCAUCCGGCGCUGUCGGCAUAUGAAGUGAACAACAGUGGUCUUGUUCCUGCUCUGUUGUCGUACUUCUCUGUUUCUGAACCCGCACACCGAUUGGAGCGUCUGCGUGCGUUCGUGAAGUUAUUUCUCACGCCCACGCGUGUCCAGUCCAGCACGGCGCGAGCGAUGUCCGUCGAUGCCGAUGCCGCAGUGGACAAUUACGCAGGAAUUGUCGAUGGCAGCGAAGGCCCUCCGGCGAUGAAGACACUCUUGCGCAUGCUGAACGACGUGCUUUCGCGCGUGGAAACAUUCCCACUGCAAAUUCACAAUGUAGUGGCCAGUGACGGGAGUCCGUCGAGUUUCAGCAACCAUCUCAAGGUGCUCACUCAGCCCGUGAAGAUCAAGCUAGAGAGGGCCGCCGGCCAGAGUGCGAAACUGCGCGAGUUGAAGAAAGUGGUCGCGGUGGAGCCCAUGGCGUCGAUGUCGGCUAUCGAGGACUUCCUCUGGCCAGAAGUCAGGCCGAAAGAUACAAUAACCGGUGCAUCUGAAAGCAGCGCAAGCAAUCGGCUGGGCGAUCUCGCACGCGCGCUCGAACGUAUGAACCGAAACGGAACAGAUGUCGACGAUGUCACAACAAAGGACUCCGACGAGGUCGCUGAUGAACCUUCCGAUGAUGCAGACACGGAUACCAAAGCCGAUGGGGGCAGCGAUACGGAAAAGUUUGCUCAAGCCGAAGAUGCGAGGGGUGAUAAAGCGGACACAGAUGCGAGUGCUGCAACGAAACCACAAACACGUUCGCAAACCAAAGCCCGUGCAGAGGUCGAUACUAAGCCAGAUACAAAAGACGACAAGAUACCUUCACCCCCAAGGGCAUCCGCACGCACGCAGUCACACCCCCUGCAUAGCACGUCCAAGACCCUGGAGAGCCGGAAGUCUAAGAUCAAGAAAGAAAAGCCGACGGAGCCGAAGCUAGACUUCUUUGUGGAUGGGCACUUGCUGGAUCACAAGACUACUGUAUUGCACUGUUUACAAAAGUAUACCGAUUUCUCUAGUCGAGAGCAUAAGGUACCCGGGACAAGCCAAAUGAGCCGAGGGUCCUCGCAAUGGUCUUCAUCGAGCAACCUCUCCGGCGAUAAGGAGUUCGUCAUCACCUAUGCCAUACGUGAGGUGGACCAACCAGACACCUUCUCGCGCAACGCCCUGUCCAGCGUACACACUCCUGCGGCGCCGUACACGUCCGCGUGUGCAGCCUCGGCCAAUAGCUCGGAGGAGAGCUCGAGUGCAGGUGCCGUAAUAGGCAGUCGGAAACGCGCGCUGUCGGUGGACGGUAUCCGGGUGCAUGGACCGGAAGACAGCUACCUGCAUGUGUUCAACGACGUGUUGGAGUGGGAUGAGAGCGAUACGAAGCAGUUCAUUAUCACGGAUGGAGCGACGAUACACACUAUAAGAAUCCUGCGGCUCGUGCAUUCGGUCAAUUCGAGGUGGUAUCUGCUGUACCCGAGACAAGAAGCCCUGGCCAUGAGAGACCAAGUCAGGAUAUUGUCAGGAAGCGCCUUCAAAAACAAAACACUCAACGCCAAAAUUUGUCGACAAUUGAUUGAUCCGCUCACGCUUGCGAGUGCCUCAGUACCCGAGUGGUGUGAUGCUUUAUGCCACAGAUGCGGAUUCCUACUACCGAUGAAGACGCGUCAGUCGUAUCUGCACGCGACAACGUUUGGCAUUGCGAGAGCACUGACGAAUCUGCAGAAGCAAACGGAACAGAGCGGUGGCACACAGAAGGCGGAGCUGAGGAUCGCCAGGAUACAACGUGCUAAGGUCAAAAUAAAUCGUGAUUCGAUGCUGGACGCCUGCAAGAAACUUAUGAGUCGAUAUGCCUCGUCGCACAUGAUGUUGGAGAUUGAGUACAAAAACGAAGUUGGGACUGGACUGGGGCCAACGCUCGAGUUCUACACGCUGGUAUCCCGCGAAUUCCAAGCAGACGAACUGGCCAUGUGGCGCGAAAAGCAACAGACUGUCGGUUUAUAUCCUGCGCCGCUCCCGACAGACAUCAAGUCGUCAAGAAAGCGUUGCCGUAUGUUCAGAACUCUGGGUCAGUUUGUGGGCAAGGCACUUUGGGAUUCCAAGAUGAUUGAUAUCCCAUUUUCUCAAACCUUGCUUCGGUGGUUGUUAUUUGAAGAGGAUCAGUUCCGUAUUACGACACUGGAGGAUAUCGAUCCCGCUCUGUGCCGCACCAUCACGGCACUGGAUGACGUUCGACAGCAGUAUGAGGUCAUAGAUACCAACGAAGCAUUGACAGACGAAGAGAAAGAAGCACAGAUCAAUGCGCUCAGGCUCAACGGAGCGACCGUAGAAGACUUGUGCCUUGAUUUUACUAUCCCCGGCUACCCUGAUAUAGAAUUGAUUCCUGGAGGUGCUGAUCAGACCGUCGACAUCCACAGGCUUGGACAGUACAUUCGGUUGGUGGUUAAAACUAUACUCGUAGACAGCGUUGCUCAACAAAUGGAGGCAUUUCGGUCAGGGUUUGACGAGGUAAUAUCCCUGACGGCACUCAAGGGUUUCACUCCGAACGAAUUAGCGCUAAUGCUGUUUGGUGCUGAAGAGAAAUGGGACGUAGAAACACUCGCUGCGAAUACAAAACCAGACCACGGCUACACUAGCGAAAGCGCGGCCGUCAAGAACCUGUUCUUCAUCAUGGCUAACUAUACCCCAGAUGAGAAGAGAAAAUUCCUGCAAUUCAUCACUGGAAGUCCUCGCUUACCGGUUGGAGGUUUGAAAAGUUUGCAACCACCGCUUACGAUCGUGCGAAAAGCUCCAGACGACUCUAUGCAGCCCGAUGAUUUCUUGCCUUCAGUGAUGACUUGCACCAAUUAUUUGAAACUGCCAGACUACUCUAGUCGAGAGGUGAUGGCAGAGCGACUUGUUACGGCCAUCAAUGAGGGAACGGGCAGUUUCCACAUGUCGUAG
Sphaeroforma arctica JP610 is the source of this 4776-nucleotide messenger RNA. RefSeq lists its product as hypothetical. The coding region runs from base 1 to 4776 and encodes 1591 amino acids. Lineage: Eukaryota; Ichthyosporea; Ichthyophonida. Gene Ontology annotation, biological process: proteasome-mediated ubiquitin-dependent protein catabolic process; protein polyubiquitination. The record is from RefSeq and is a predicted model, not a curated record. The transcript is spliced from 20 exons. Gene Ontology annotation, molecular function: ubiquitin protein ligase activity.